Molecule: messenger RNA, 660 nt
Organism: Ipomoea triloba (trilobed morning glory)
Lineage: Eukaryota; Viridiplantae; Streptophyta; Magnoliopsida; Solanales; Convolvulaceae
Exons: 2
Coding region: 219-635 (138 amino acids)
Source: RefSeq, a predicted model, not a curated record
CGAUCUCCGAUCAAGGUGCCGUUUUCUCCAUUGGGUUCGUUUCGAGGAGACGUAUCUAGCAGUGUUUUUUCCAGAUCCUUCGCCGUCGCCGGUCAACGCUGGUCAACGCCGGUCAACACUGGUCAACGGUACUGUUCCGGUCAAAGGCACUGUUCCGGUAAAAUAUUCCGGUCAACGGUACUCUCUCACUCACCUGCUAAUAUUCCUUUUUGUCAACCAUGUCUUCAACUGGUAUUAAGGAAACUUCUGACAGUGUUGAGAAUGUUAUUUCUAGCUCAGUGUUUGUGCCAAAUUUAUCUGGAAAUCCAGUUAUUACCUCUGAAAAAUUAUGUGGGUCACAAAACUACCAUUCGUGGUCCGAUGCUGUUGAAAUGUGGUUUAUGGGCCAAGGUGUUAGUGACCAUUUGGAAAAGGGGGAAGAAAAGGUUCCAGAAAAUGAGAAGGCAAUUUGGAAAAGAGUGGAUGCCCAACUUUGUAGUCUCUUGUGGCAAUCCCUUUCACCUGAGUUAAUUCAACUGUUCAGAGUUUUUAAAUCAUGUGUUGAGGCCCUGAGUUUGAGAAUACUCGAAACCAGAUUCUUGGAGAUAAUGUUGUACCAGGGAUCCAAGAAUUGUUCAAACGCCUUCUUCAAGUGACUUCCUUUCCUGGUGAGACUUCUGC